AUGGCCAGAACUGCUAUGACAAACACUAACAACAAGGGAAAAGCAAAAAAGGGUACACAAAAAAAGCCUGAACAAAAAGAUCAGAAAACAGAAGAAAGAAGAGCUUUUAGUAUUAGAAAACCAAACAUAACAGCUAGUCAAAAUACUAAGAAAAUUACAAAGAAACCCAGAUCAAUGGUUUUAAAAGAGAUAAAAUUUUAUCAAAAAUCUACAAAUUUUUUGGUAAGUAAAUCUCCAUUUACUCGUAUGGUCAGAGAUAUUACACGUAAUAUAGCACGUAAUGCUAAUACUGAUAUUCCAAGAUUCACUGCGCAAUCUCUUGAAAUUUUACAGGAAGUAUUUGAAGCACAUCUUACUACACUAAUGGAAACAUCUUAUUUGGCUAGUAGACAUGCUAAAAGAGUGACAUUAUAUCCUAGUGAUAUAAAGCUUAUAAACAAGGUAAGGGGUGGGAAUAAUAUAUAA
Messenger RNA from Vairimorpha ceranae, 465 nucleotides. RefSeq names its product histone H3. The coding region runs from base 1 to 465 and encodes 154 amino acids. Gene Ontology annotation, cellular component: nucleosome. Gene Ontology annotation, molecular function: DNA binding; protein heterodimerization activity; structural constituent of chromatin. NCBI's taxonomy places the organism in Eukaryota, Fungi, Microsporidia, Nosematidae. The record is from RefSeq and is a predicted model, not a curated record. The transcript has a single exon.